CAUUUUCCUUCCGCCCCUUCCAAAUUAACAUCACCCCCACCAAUGUCAGACUCAGAAGACAUCACCACCGCCCAACCCGCCUCCUCCACCGCCACCCCCGCCGACGAGGACUCCCAUCCGCCCCCGCCGUCCGGCCCAAUCUCCCACCCUCCGCCGUCCGAGAUGGAGGAGACCGUCCAAGAUCCGCUCCCUCCGGAGCCCAGGAAGGACGCGACCCCCGCCCCUAACGUCGCCUUCAGCAUCUGGCCCCCCUCGCAGCGCACCCGCGACGCCGUCGUUGCGCGCCUCAUCGAGACCCUCUCCACCCCCUCCGUCCUCUCCAAGCGCUACGGCACCGUGCCCCAGGACGAGGCCGCCUCCGCCGCCCGCGCCAUCGAGCAGGAGGCCUUCAACGCCGCCGGCGGCGCCGCCGCUGCCGACGACGACGGCAUCGAGGUCCUCCAGAUCUACUCCAAGGAGAUCAGCAAGCGGAUGCUCGACUCCGUCAAGACCCGCGCCGUCGCCGCCUCCCCCGCCGCGACCCCGGCCCCUGCCCCCGGCGGAGACGCCGCUCCCCCCGCCUCCUCCAGUGAGGAGGCCUCUUCUACUGUUGAGUCGGAGGCUUAGGUUUUGUUCUUCAGCUCAUCAGGGAAGGCGCUUUUUUUUGUUGUUGUCGGUUUAGAGAUCUUAAUGUGGAUAUUAACUCUGAUACAUUGAGGGUUAUUACUUAGUUUCUGUUUUGAUUUGUUUCGGUUGGACUGAUUAUGGAUUAUGGUGGUCAUUAAUGUGAGAAUGGUGUCAUGAUCUAUA
Rhodamnia argentea is the source of this 789-nucleotide messenger RNA. RefSeq names its product MFP1 attachment factor 1-like. The transcript has a single exon. The coding region runs from base 43 to 606 and encodes 187 amino acids. NCBI's taxonomy places the organism in Eukaryota, Viridiplantae, Streptophyta, Magnoliopsida, Myrtales, Myrtaceae. Gene Ontology annotation, biological process: lateral root development; mitotic cell cycle. The record is from RefSeq and is a predicted model, not a curated record.